AUGCAGAUAACCUCACACGCUUUUAAGAAAAGCGUGGCGCGGGUAAGCAUUACGGAUCACCGGACAGCGCGCUCACCCCUGACCCAAGAAGUACGACCAGAAGACGUUGUCGAUCCGAAGAAGCACGUGAAGGACUGGAUGGAGAUGGAUGAUAACGACUACGAUGGGGACUACAUUGCGAGCACCGACCCAAUCCACCCAGUCAGUACCGAUUACUCGCAUCCUCUCGACGAUGAUGACGGAAGCUGGAUACUCAAUCACUUCUCGCCAGAAGAAAUGGAAUCUGCGGCCGGAGAUCUAGACUUCGACCAGAACGGAUGGAGUUGGGACAACAACGAUAACGUCAACGACAGCGACAGUGAGAAAGGCGGAACGCCUAUGAUUGCUAAAUCUCAAGAAGAGAACACUACGUCACAGAUCGGCGACAACGAUCUCAUCGCAUGGGGGCCUGAAGCCUCGGCGUCCUCCACGCUUUCGAAUAUCAGCAUGGAUGGUCUCAGUAUGGAACAGAAACAUGCGAAGAAGCAGAAAGAACUCAUAAUCGACGCAUUCUGGGUUGUCGUUAAUGAGUCCAAGGAGCCACAAAGACAUUCAGACUCCAGGAUAGACGAUCUGAACCCUCAACAUCUCUCACGAUACGCCAGCCCCCUCGACCCCUUGCACGCCGACCACGUCACCUCACAUGUGGGUAGAUGGUUCCUCAGACGCCCAUACUCCACCAUCAACGCCUGUUCGGCCAACAACACCACCAAGUCCUAA
Molecule: messenger RNA, 759 nt
Organism: Alternaria viburni
Lineage: Eukaryota; Fungi; Ascomycota; Dothideomycetes; Pleosporales; Pleosporaceae
Exons: 2
Coding region: 1-759 (252 amino acids)
Source: RefSeq, a predicted model, not a curated record